Molecule: messenger RNA, 1962 nt
Organism: Scatophagus argus
Lineage: Eukaryota; Metazoa; Chordata; Actinopteri; Scatophagidae
Gene: sash3
Product: SAM and SH3 domain containing 3
Exons: 8
Coding region: 199-1416 (405 amino acids)
Molecular function (GO): protein binding
Source: RefSeq, a predicted model, not a curated record
UGUGACUUCCUCCCAGCCUCUGCACUUCGUACGGCUGCAGUGGAGUGCAACACUACCUUCCACUGUCUUUUUUUUUUUUUUUUUCUAUCUGACAACUUAAGCGGUGACAGCACAGCGACAGAAAUCCUCGCUGAUUAAAGGUGCUCGUUCUCUCACAGGGUUUUGUCCAGCGAGACCUCAGGACCUCUGAAGUGGACGAUGUUGAGGCGAAGACCUUCCAAUGCCUCGGAGAAGGAGCAGGUGCAGAAGAAGAAGCUCACUCUGCAGAGGUCAAGCAGCUUCAAGGAUUUUAUGAAGCAUAAACCCACCUCUCCCAUUGUGGCAGAAAAGGAGUUUACCUUGGAGGAGAAUGUGGCAGAGAGUGUAACAACAGAGGAAGCAGUAAAAGGUGGCAGCAAACUGGGCAAGAAAUGGCGCAAUGUCAUCUCACGCACCAUGACCCGCAAAACAUCCAAAAUGGUGCAGAAGGCUCUGGCUGAGGAAGGGGGUGAGAGUGGCGAGGAGCUGUCUCCAGUGUCUUCUGAUUGGAUUCCAGAUCUGAGCGCAGGACAGAGGACGUCUGUGUGCUCCACAGGGUCAGAGGACACCACGCCCAGCCCCAUCACCCGCCAGCUCUCAGGCAGCAGCGACAGACAGAGCCUGGACAGUGGGUACUGCCAGAGGGACAGCAUGAGACUGGAGGAGAACGGCAACCUUUACAACGGGCCUUUCUGUGGUCGCGCUAUGGUCCACACUGACUUCACUCCCAGCCCCUAUGAUGUUGAGUCACUCAAACUCCAAAAAGGAGACAUCAUCUACAUCAUUGAUAAGCCUCCUGUUGGGACCUGGACAGGGAAGCUCAACAACAAAGUGGGCUCCUUUAAGUUCAUCUACGUCAACCUGCUGCCUGAGGAGAGCCCCCCGGCCAGGAGGAGACACCGCAACAGCAAGACCCGUCGAUCCAAAUCCAAACCCAAAACCCUGGAGGAGGUUCUGGACAGCAUUGGUCUUAAUGAGCUCAGUUCUUUGCUAUCCAUGCAUGGCUUCCAGAGCCUGGAGGACUUUUCAGGACUGAAGGAGUCUCACCUCAACGAGCUGAACAUCACUGACCCAGAGCAGCGUUCCAAGAUCCUGAAGGCCUCUGAACUGCUGAGAGACUCUGACGAUGAGUCCCAGCCAGAAGAGGAGGGUGAAUCUGGGGAGAACGCCAAGGAGCCGAGGGAUUCGGGCUGUUUUGAGAGCUCGGAGAACCUGGAGGGCGGACGCGAGGAGCCAAAGACGGAGGAAGACCUCCAGGAUGAAGCAUCGGAGGAGCAGACAAACCAGGAGGCAGAGAAACAUGAGCAGGAAACAGAACAGCAAGAGGAGAACAAAACAGAGCAGCUGGAUGCUGUGCAGGAGCAGCUGCAGGAGCUGACGGUGGAUGAAGGAUCCUGAGAAGUGGAGGACCAACAUACUCAAACUUGUUUUGUUCCUGGUUCUCAGGGACUCUGGCAGAUGGAGCUUUAAUGCCGUUAAAUAUAUCUCUUCAUUAAAUGGGAGCGGACUGGUGACAAAAUGUAAAGUCGAAAUACUGUGUGAACAUGAUGGCCUCUGUUUUCCUCAGUUUGCUUGCACUGUUGAGCGAGUAGCACAAUUUCUCUUCGUCUGCAGCAGCUGAGUUGAAUGAAUGUGUUAUAUUGUAUAAAUCAUCAUGUUUGUUACUCAGUAUAUGAUGUAAGGUAUAUCAAAGAACCAUUUAAAACUUUCCUCUUUUUUCGUUGUGAUCGUAUAUCAAUGUUUUCAUGUUGUUCACUCUGAUACAAAUAUGAAUGUAAAAUAAUUUCAAAUGUCUUUCGUCUAACUUGAAUUCAAACGUAACUUUCAGGAGUUUCGCUUUUAUUUGUGUUAUGAGGUGCGUUACAUUGAUUUAUGUCACGUUAUCGCGAGGAAGUUGUCAACUGUGUUGUAAAUAAAGUUUGAAUAAAAUGAGAUUCUGUGAGA